CACAUGUGAGCAAAACAAAAGCAUCCAAACUAAAAUGAUUCAACCUUCGCGGCAACAAAUUCUGCGUUUAUACAAGCAUUUAAUUCGAUACGGCAAUCAUUUAAAGCUGACAGACAAGAACUAUUUUUUAGGAAGAGUGAGGCACGAGUUCCGGGACAACCGGUCCCUCACGAAUCCGGUAGAAAUCGAAUUUAGUUUUAAGCGCGGAGAGACCCUGCUAAAAAAGGGUAGAAUUCUGUAGGGAUGUUGCGAGGUCUGGUGCGAAUCUUGGUGCUUCCUUCGCCUCCUGUGCGCUGCAAAUCCACUGCCAAUCU
Drosophila ficusphila is the source of this 314-nucleotide messenger RNA. Its product is annotated as MIEF1 upstream open reading frame protein. NCBI's taxonomy places the organism in Eukaryota, Metazoa, Arthropoda, Insecta, Diptera, Drosophilidae. The transcript is spliced from 2 exons. The record is from RefSeq and is a predicted model, not a curated record. Bases 35 to 241 code for a protein of 68 amino acids.